AUGCAGUGUGAUGUCCGCGGAGCCGCGUCGCUACACACGGUCACCACGCCUCUACCACUACUGUACGUACUACAAGCACUCGUGGCGCGCGGGACUAGAAACAAUAUGUACGUGUGGCGUGUGUCUGUGUCUGUGUCACCUUACUUGUGCGUGUCUCUCCUCCUUGUCAUGGUGUGUCACGUGUGUUGUGCGUCUUUGUUUCCCCCCUCCUGUGUGUGUGUGUGUGUGUGUGUGAGCGGGGUCGGUCAGCUGCAGAGCGGAGGUACCUGCGGGCGUCGCUCGUCGCUGGCCGACCUGUGA
Messenger RNA from Danaus chrysippus (African queen), 300 nucleotides. Lineage: Eukaryota; Metazoa; Arthropoda; Insecta; Lepidoptera; Nymphalidae. The record is from the annotation of a GenBank genome assembly.